Molecule: messenger RNA, 4532 nt
Organism: Chenopodium quinoa (quinoa)
Lineage: Eukaryota; Viridiplantae; Streptophyta; Magnoliopsida; Caryophyllales; Amaranthaceae
Product: DExH-box ATP-dependent RNA helicase DExH7, chloroplastic
Exons: 36
Coding region: 38-4321 (1427 amino acids)
Cellular component (GO): intracellular anatomical structure
Molecular function (GO): ATP binding; RNA binding
Source: RefSeq, a predicted model, not a curated record
GCAUUUGAGCAACACAAUUGCUUCUGCGAAGGGGAAAAUGGCUCCAAAGAAGAAACAACAACAGCAGAAACAAAAGCAGCAGCAGCAAAAGAAUAAUUCUUCUUCAUCAGCAGGAGGCCCAAAGCUGCAGUUAUCGGCAGAGAAUGAGCAGAGGCUGCGCCGCUUGUUGCUCAACAAUAGCAGCGACGCUGCCACUGUCCGCCCGACGUUCGAAGAAUCACAGUCGUCUUCUCUCUCCAAAGCACAGAAAACCAAGAAGCUCAAAUCAAUUUACGAAAAUCUCUCUGGCAAAGGAUUCUCUGAUGAUCAGAUUGAACGUGCUCUCUCUUCGCUUAAGGAUGGUGCAACUUUUGAAGUUGCGUUGGACUGGUUAUGCUUAAAUUUAUCCCGGACUGAACUACCUGUUAAGUUCCGUGACGGAUUAUCUAUGCAUUCAGGAGGCUCGAUUGGUGUGGUGUCUACUGCACAAGAGAAUUGGAAUCCCCCAGCUGAUACAACAACAAGGUCUGACGAUGAAGUGCAUAAAUUUUCUGUCAUAACUAGAGGUCGUUGCGAUGAUAACUCCUUAGCUUUACAUGAGCCAUCUCAAGCUGAUUGGAUUCGUCAAUACAUGGAAAAAGAGGAAGAGAUAGAAACCGAAAAUUGGGAAGAUAUGCUGUCAGAUGAAGAUUCUUGCAAAAAGGAACCUAGGUCAUAUGAUACAAUUAUUGAGGAGUACCAAUCUGCACGUUUGGAAGCUUUUGUUGCUAAGGAGAAAAAGGACAAAAAAAGCCAAGAAGCAGCUAGCAAUAAAAUCCGCCUGCUGAAGCAGGAGAUUUUUGAUUUAGGGGAAUUGAAUAUGUUCAUGUCUGAUAUUGCUAAAAUGGAGGCACCUUGUUCUGUAUACAACAAGGAGGGCAAUUCUAAUAUAGAAGCAAUGGCUGAUUCAUUAUUUGAUAAAGUGGGGAUGGAGAAUUGCUCCAGGGAUGAGGCAACAGUACAAAACAUUCCUUUCAAUGAGGUGGAACCUCUACAAGAGGAAUCUGAAGAUAUUGAGCUUUGCAACAUUUUCAUGGAAGGUGACUCAAGUAAUGCGGCCUUAACUGCUGAAGUCGUGAUGAAACAAAACAAAGCAAGAACAAGAGGUUUACCAACUAGUAAAGACUUGGAAAAAUUGGAGGGCAUCUGGAAAAAGGGUGAUCCACCUAGGAUUCCUAAAGCUGUUCUUCAUCAAUUGUGCCAAAGGUCAGGUUGGGACCCUCCAAAAUUUGACAAAUUGGGUAAAAAAGGAAGUGGUUUUAAUUACAGUGUUAGUGUUUUGCGUAAAUCUACUGGGAGGGGUAAGAGCCGUAAAGCUGGUGGUUUGAUCACACUGCAGCUCCCUGGACAGGAUGAAACUUUUGAAUCUGCUGAGGAAGCGCAGAAUAGAGUAGCUGCUUUUUCCCUUUGCCGCUUGUUUCCUGAUAUACCUGUUCGGUUUCUGAUUACAGAGCCAUAUGCUUCGCUGGUUGUAAAAUGGCAGGAAGGGGAUUUGUCAGACGUGAUUGAAGACUCUAUGGAAGAUCGAAGGGCUGCUUUUGUGGAAUCAUUGUUAAAUGCGGAUUCUUCAGUAGGGAUUAGUUCAGCCGAUGUUGGUGAUAAUUCCAGUCAGAACAAGGUUUCUGAUAUGUUUGAUGAACAAUCUGCUGCUGCAAGUCUUCAGAGCAAUAACCCUUUGAAAGAAAAGGAAAGUUUCUUCUUAAGAGAAGAACUAGAAAACAAACAGAAGUCACCAAGAUACAAGAGCAUGUUGGAAGCCAGAACAGCACUUCCUAUAGCUAAAACAAAAGAUGAGAUAUUGCGAUCGUUGAAGCAAAAUAAUGUCGUCGUUGUUUGUGGGGAAACAGGAUCUGGGAAGACUACUCAGGUUCCACAAUAUAUACUGGAUGACAUGAUUGUGGCUGGUCGUGGUGGGCAUUGCAACAUUGUAUGUACACAGCCACGAAGAAUAGCAGCUAUUUCUGUUGCUGAAAGGGUGGCCGAUGAGAGAUGUGAACCUGCACCUGGUGUAAAUGGAUCAUUAGUUGGUUACCAAGUUCGGCUGGAUAGUGCAAGGAAUGAUCAAACCAAACUCCUUUUCUGUACAACUGGUAUUCUUUUACGGCAAAUUGCGGGGAACAAGAGCUUUCAUGGUGUUACUCAUGUUAUUGUUGAUGAGGUGCAUGAGCGCUCAUUAUUGGGUGAUUUCCUAAUUAUUGUCUUGAAAAACUUUUUGGAAAAGCAAGCUGCAUGUGGCGCACCCAAACAUUUAAAAGUUAUACUCAUGUCUGCAACAGUUGAUUCAAGUUUGUUUUCAAGAUAUUUUGGUGACUGCCCAGUGAUUACUGCUGAAGGUCGAACUUAUCCUGUGUCAACUUUUUUUCUCGAAGAUGUAUAUGAAAAAACUGACUACCAUCUUCCGUCGGAUUCCCCAGCCUGUUUAGGUUUUAAGACAUCUGGCCAUGAGAUUGUUGGAGGUUCUAUUGACAACCGUAGAGGGAAGAAAAGUCUUGUCUUAUCAUCGAUGGGCGACGAAACUCUUCUAUCAGAAGAAUGCAUGAACCCACACUAUAACCCCAGUGCAUAUCAAUCAUACAGUGAUCAAACAAGAGUGAAUCUGAAAAAAUUGAAUGAAGAUGUAAUUGAUUAUGAUCUUCUUGAAGAUUUGGUGUGUCAUAUUGAUGAAAAUUGUGGUGAAGGCGCAAUUCUUGUUUUCUUGCCUGGUAUUUCAGAAAUUUACAGGUUACAUGAUAAGCUCGCUGCUUCUUACCGCUUUGGUGGAGAAUCAUCUGAAUGGCUUUUGCCUUUGCAUUCAUCUAUUGCUGCAGCAGACCAAAAAAAGGUGUUUCGGAAGCCUCCCAAUAACAUGCGUAAGAUUAUAAUGGCAACCAAUAUUGCAGAGACAAGCUUGACAAUAGAUGACGUGGUGUAUGUGGUUGAUUCUGGUAAACACAAGGAGUACCGUUAUGACCCACGAAAGAAACUCUCAAUGAUGGUUGAAGAUUGGAUAUCCCAAGCAAAUGCAAAACAACGACGAGGAAGAGCUGGACGAGUAAAACCUGGUACUUGCUUUUGCUUGUAUACGCGCCAUAGAUUUGAAAAAAUGAUGCGAUCCUUCCAGGUUCCUGAGAUGCUUAGGAUGCCACUGGUAGAAUUGUGUCUGCAGAUUAAGCUGCUUUCUCUUAGUGACAUAAAACUCUUUUUGUCUAAGGCUAUUGAAAUGCCGAAGGAUGAAGCUAUAGAUUCAGCAGUCUCAUCAUUAAAAGAGGUUGGUGCUGUCGAUGAAAAUGAAGAGCUAACUCCCCUUGGGCAUCAUUUGGCCAAACUGCCAGUUGAUUUACUGCUUGGCAAGAUGAUGUUAUAUGGUGCAAUAUUCGGAUGUUUAUCGCCUAUCCUGUCAAUUGCUGCAUUUUUGAGUCACAAAUCACCAUUUGUUCACCUGAAAGAUGAGAGAGAAUUUGUUGAACGAUCAAAACUAGCAAUUUUGUCUGAUAAGACUGAUGGAUCUAGCAGUUCAUACAAUAAUGCGAGUCAAUCUGAUCACAUCAUAAUGAUGAUUGCCUAUGAGAAAUGGGAGAAGAUUCUCCGAGACAAAGGGGUUAAGGCUGCUCAAAAUUAUUGCAAAAGACACUCUCUCAGCAGCUCAGUUAUGCACACGAUACGUGAUAUGCGAGUGCAACUUGGAACACUAUUGGCAGAUAUUGGUCUCAUCCAUCUCCCUGACGAUUAUCAGGGUAGGAGAAAAGGAAAUCUGGAUGGCUGGUUUUCUAAUGCAUCACAACCAUUUAACAAGCAUGCUAAUCAUUGUGCAGUGGUGAAGGCAAUAUUAUGUGCAGGUCUCUAUCCCAAUGUGGCUGCAACUGUGGAUGGUAUUCAUGCUCCAGCUCUUGGGAAUCUGAGGCAAUCGCUUAAAUCUAUAUCUAAGGGCAGCCCUGCUUGGUAUGAUGGAAAAAGAGAAGUUCAUAUACACCCUUCUUCUGUCAAUGGUGAUUCAAAGAUCUUCCAACAUCCUUUCCUUGUAUUCCUUGAAAAGGUUGAAACCCACAAGGUUUUUCUACGAGACACUACAAUCAUCUCUCCGUAUUCACUUCUACUUUUUGGUGGUUCCAUACAAGUUCAGCAUCAGUUGGGGCUUGUAACGGUAGAUGGUUGGUUAAAGGUAGCUGCACCAGCACAAACCGCUGUGCUAUUCAAGGAACUCCGAUCAACUCUACAGUCAGUUCUUGAUGGAUUGAUCCGUAAUCCACAGAGAGCAACAGUGGAGAAUGAAGUUGUGCAAUCUAUAGUUCACUUUUUGGUGGAGGAAACCAAACCUCAGGCUUAACAUAUAAUCAGCAAUACAGACAGAGGCUACUAGGUGAACGUUUCAGAGGUUAUUUACCUUGAGGCUUGCGCAACUCAAGGUUGGUAAGAGGGUGCUUGGUUACGUAUGAGGAGACGUUAGAAUAACCUCGUAGCUAUGAAAAUUUAGUUUACUUCCGAACUUAUUUAUUUUCCUUCUAAUUAGUUUUUUAAAAAUGUUUGGGGGGGGGGGG